AUGCAAGCUUGUGCGCGAAUUUCAGAUAGAUUGGACUACAGCGAUAUCAGUUUGCAUGGGAAACGAUCAGAUGAAGAAAGUAAAGCAAUUCAUUUCAUACGAUCACAUUUGGGUAUUAUGCGAUUUGGUAAACGUAAUAAAGCGCAAUUUGAUACUACACAUAUCGAUAACCGAAUUGAUUUGGAUCACAUAAUGCGUCAAAAUGAUGAAAGCAGUAUCAUUAACAACAGUAAUGAUUACAGUAAUUCUUACGUUAAAGCAACCUUAUUUGAUUCUAUUAAUUAA
Messenger RNA from Brugia malayi, 285 nucleotides. RefSeq lists its product as uncharacterized. Bases 1 to 285 code for a protein of 94 amino acids. The record is from RefSeq and is a predicted model, not a curated record. The transcript has 2 exons. Lineage: Eukaryota; Metazoa; Nematoda; Chromadorea; Rhabditida; Onchocercidae.